Messenger RNA from Lonchura striata (white-rumped munia), 1921 nucleotides. It is a transcript of the gene IL15, whose product is annotated as interleukin 15. Gene Ontology annotation, molecular function: cytokine activity; cytokine receptor binding. NCBI's taxonomy places the organism in Eukaryota, Metazoa, Chordata, Aves, Passeriformes, Estrildidae. The record is from RefSeq and is a predicted model, not a curated record. Gene Ontology annotation, biological process: positive regulation of cytokine production; immune response; positive regulation of immune response. Gene Ontology annotation, cellular component: extracellular region.
UUUUUUCCCCAAGUUUGAAAGUUGCUAGGAAAUGGCAGCAGGAAAUCCCUACGAUCUGCUCUUUGUCACGAGAAUAAUUUCCACCUUAUUAGGUACAAAUUUAUUUAUAUAACAACUGAAAGUAAAACAAGAAUGGAGGAGGGGGUGGAGCAUUUGCCGCUGUCACUUAUGCAAACCUUAUCCUAACUUCUGUGUCGUGUUGACUUGCUGCUCAGCACUCCGAGACUUGCCCCAAAAUGUAAUUUCCUGAUCCAUAUGCUGUGCUUCUCUUCUGAGUAAUGGUCCAGCAGGCAGGAUGCUGGGGAUGGUACAGCCAACACAAAACUCUGCUGGAGCAUUGAGCAGGCUGCAGACUCAGAAACCACACCUGAAAAGUAUUUGUCUGCAGUAUCUGCUUCUGAACAGCCAUUGCUUUUGCCUUUUAAAGAAUGGGAUGGGACUAAUCAUCUUCUUCCUAUGUGCUUAUGUACCAAAAACAGAAGCAGGUCAUUGCAAGUGGGCAGAAGUUCUGAAAGAUUUGGAAAGGAUCAAGACAUCCAAAGAUAUUGAUGUCAGUUUAUACACUGCAAAUGCAGAUGAGGAUGAAGAAUGCCAAGAACUUGUAAUGAGAUGCUUUUUCUUAGAGACAGAAGUGAUAAUUCAAGAAUGUCGUAUCAAAAAUUGUAGUCAAACACAGGAUGUGUGGAAUAUAUGGAAAAAUGGAAAUGAAAGCUUUGAAAAAAAUAAGUUGACUUCCACAAAAUCAGAAAAAUGCAAAGAGUGUGAAGAAUACGAAGAAAAAAAUUUUACAGAAUUUGUACAAAAUUUUGAAAAGGUUAUACAAAGAGAUUGCAAACACUGACCAAAAGACAUAAGCUGGGAAACAAGAUUCUUACAUGAACAACCUCAGAGAAAUUAGAUUAUCACCAAAAAUAAACCAGAAAAAAAAAUUUACAAUCCUCUUGGCUAUCUCUUAAUAUAUCUGUUUCUAUUGUGGUUUUCAGGUAAGCCCAAUUACUUCUUCUAACCAAGAACUCAAAGUAAAAAAUUAGAAUAUUUAUGUGAAGACUCUUCUUUGUCUUUUCCCCCUAUUGUACAAUGCUAGCAUAAGGGCAUUAAAAAUUACCUCCAGUCUUCUCACAGAAGGUAAAGCUGGUGCUUGGUUUUUAUAUCCAACAACAACAUGUACUGUUCCUUCAUUUGUUAUCUCUAACAUGACUUUAUUAAUUAAUGGAAUGACUACAACUCCUUUAUUGAUUGCCAAAGACUUCAACUGAGAUGUCAACCAAAGCAGUGUUAAGUGACCAAGUCUCUUGCACUCUUAAAAAAAAAUAAAAAUUCUAUGAAUUAGGUAGAAAUCUUGCCUGUGAAGUAGGGUUUGUAACUUUAUUCUCCUUUUGGAAAAGAACUUUAAAGACACAAAUCACUUUUGACCAAUUAUUGGAAAUCAUAACUACAUUUCUAAGACUCAAUGUGGUCACCUGUCCUCUGGUAUUUCUGUAACGCUGUCCAGUCUCCUUUGGGCUCUUUCUAAACUAACUGCUUUCCCCAUGAUUCAUAUUCAUGUCAUACCAGCUGCCAUCCAUAAUAAGUAAUUAUUUUCUCCAGGCACCUCCAUUCCUCUAUCUUCAACUGAUAAAUGGCUGAGUCAUUCAGCUGUCCACUUACCGGGAAGGAAAUUUCAAUCUCAUUACGGCAACAAACACACUGCCUGCUUCUCUUUCCUUGUUGGGAUGCUCCCAACAGUCAGUCUUUAGCACUCUGAGGAGAUGGAAUCUCCAGUAAACUGCAAGAGGAAGAACAUAAAUAUGAGCAUGUGGGAUGUCAUCUUCCGGGGGACUUGUAGACAAACAGGUUGGUAAAUCCAUAAGCACAUUGAUAUCAGCAUUAAUCACUGGCAGAAAUAUCACAAAAAAGAAAUAAAUUAUUUGCCAACAUAAAA